Molecule: messenger RNA, 1468 nt
Organism: Monopterus albus (swamp eel)
Lineage: Eukaryota; Metazoa; Chordata; Actinopteri; Synbranchiformes; Synbranchidae
Product: 26S proteasome non-ATPase regulatory subunit 4-like
Exons: 10
Coding region: 76-1203 (375 amino acids)
Biological process (GO): proteasome-mediated ubiquitin-dependent protein catabolic process
Cellular component (GO): proteasome regulatory particle, base subcomplex; cytosol; nucleus
Molecular function (GO): polyubiquitin modification-dependent protein binding
Source: RefSeq, a predicted model, not a curated record
CUUUUUUCCUCCACAUUAUCUUUCAUACAUUACCCACAAACCAUCACGAUGACGUAGCAAACUGCAGACAUCAAGAUGGUGCUUGAAAGUACUAUGGUCUGUGUGGACAAUAGCGAGUACAUGCGAAAUGGGGACUUUGUGCCUACCAGGCUACAGGCUCAGCAGGAUGCAGUUAAUAUUGUUUGUCACUCCAAGACCCGCAGCAACCCUGAAAACAAUGUGGGCCUCAUCACCAUGGCAAACAACUGUGAGGUGCUGACCACACUGACUCCAGACACGGGGAGGAUACUGUCAAAGCUGCAUGCUGUGCAGCCUCGUGGAAACAUCAGCUUCUGCACUGGCAUCAGGGUGGCACAUUUGGCACUGAAGCACAGACAGGGCAAAAACCACAAGAUGCGCAUCAUUGCAUUUGUUGGCAGCCCAGUGGAGGACAACGAAAAAGAACUGGUCAAAAUGGCAAAACGUCUGAAGAAAGAAAAAGUCAAUGUGGAUGUCAUUAACUUUGGAGAGGAGGAGAUGAACACAGAGAAGCUGACAGCCUUCAUCAACACACUGAAUGGCAAAGAGGGAGCAGGCUCUCACCUGGUCACGGUGCCGCCUGGCCCUAGUCUUGCUGAUGCCCUGCUGUCCUCACCCAUCCUGGCUGGAGAGGGAGGUGCAGUGUUGGGCCUGGGUGCCAGUGACUUUGAGUUUGGAGUGGAUCCUAGUGCAGACCCAGAGCUGGCCUUGGCUCUGCGGGUGUCUAUGGAGGAGCAGAGACAACGACAGGAGGAUGAAGCUCGCAGAGCUGCUGUUGCAUCAGCUGCUGAAGCUGGCAUUUCCUCUCCUGCUGCAGAUGAGUCUGAAGCUGCCCUGUUGAAGAUGUCCGUUCCACAUACAGACUUGUCCACACCUGCUCUGCCAGACUUCAGCCGCAUGACUGAGGAUGAACAGAUUGCCUAUGCUCUGCAGAUGUCCAUGCAGGGAGCAGGAGCAGAGUUUGGUGCUGAGGACAUGGACACUGGGGCUGACAUGGAUUCUAGUGAGGCGAAGGAUGAAGAGGACUAUGAUGUUAUGCAAGAUCCAGACUUCCUUCAGAGUGUCCUGGAAAACCUUCCUGGAGUCGACCCCAACAAUGAGGCCAUUCGUAAUGCCAUGGGCUCUCUGGCUUCCCAGACGGGGCCUAAACCUGAUACCAAGAAAGAUGAGGAGAAAAAGAAAUAAAUGUUCAGAGAGGAACUGAAGAUAUGAUAAUUACAAGAGCUGACAAUUGCACUGCAUGUUGUUCACAGUAACAUAUUUACUCUCCUACCGUAAGCAUUUUGUUCACCUUUUUUAAUGUAGCUGUAUAAACUGUAAACAGCCUUUGCCUUUUCUGAUUUUAGGGCCUAUUCUGAUUUCCACAUGCUUACUUUUGAAUCCUUUGUAAUAUAAUGACUCAGUAAGAUGGGCAGAUUUCCUCAAUAAAUUUACAGAAUCCAGAUGGUAA